Messenger RNA from Argentina anserina (silverweed cinquefoil), 1044 nucleotides. Its product is annotated as probable pectinesterase 67. The record is from RefSeq and is a predicted model, not a curated record. The transcript is spliced from 4 exons. Bases 1 to 1044 code for a protein of 347 amino acids. Gene Ontology annotation, molecular function: pectinesterase activity. NCBI's taxonomy places the organism in Eukaryota, Viridiplantae, Streptophyta, Magnoliopsida, Rosales, Rosaceae. Gene Ontology annotation, biological process: cell wall modification; pectin catabolic process.
AUGAUGUUCAAGUUACAAGGUUCAGUUGCCUUCGCAAUCAUAUUCUUCGUCUCCGCCUCUUUGACUCAUGGCGGCAACUCCCCCUUAUCAGAGACAAGGGUCGACUCUCCCCUCCUGACUGAAAAGCUCCACAGCAACCAGACCAUCAUGGUCGAUAUCAAUGGCGAUGGCCAAUUCAAAUCCGUCCAGGCUGCCAUCGAUUCUGUCCCCUCAGGGAACAAUAAGUGGGUUAUCAUCCAUGUUAGGAAAGGGUGUUAUAGAGAAAAAGUGCACAUACCCAAAGACAAAUCCCAUAUUUUCUUGAGAGGCAAUGGGAAAGGAAAGACGCACAUUGUAUGGUCCCAAAGCUCUGAGGACAACAUGGAGUCUGCAACUUUCAAAGUAGAAUCUCCAUUUUUCAUUGCCUUUGGGAUCAGUUUCAAGAAUGAGGCACCAACUGGAGUGGCAUACACGUCGCAAAAUCAGUCGGUGGCAGCAUUUGUGGCUGCAGAUAGGGCUGCGUUUUACCACUGUGCUUUCUACAGCACCCAUAACACCCUCUUCGAUUACAAAGGCAGGCAUUACUUUGAUAAUUGCUACAUUUCAGGCUCAAUCGACUUCAUCUUCGGACGUGCUGCAUCUAUAUACCAUAGCUGUGAGAUCUUUGUGAUUUCAGACAAGAGGGUUACCAUCCAUGGGUCUGUAACAGCUAAUCACCGAGAGAGCGGGGAGGAGCACAGUGGGUUUGUAUUUAUCAAAGGCAAGGUGUACGGCGUAGGCGAUCAUGUCUACCUGGGUAGAGCCAAGGGUCCGUUCUCAAGAGUUGUUUAUGCAGAAACCUACCUCUCCAAGACCAUUGUGCCGGAGGGCUGGACCAAUUGGAGUUAUACUGGAGAUACAGAGAACCUGUACCAUGCGGAGUACAAGUGCAAGGGGCCAGGAGCCGAGUUUUCCCAACGCGCUCCAUGGGCGAAGCAACUCACGGAGCACGAGGUUGCACCAUUCUUGAUGAUCGACUUCAUCAGCGGACAGGAAUGGCUGCCGGCAUGGUUUAACGAACUUUAA